Messenger RNA from Apiotrichum porosum, 2223 nucleotides. RefSeq lists its product as uncharacterized. The record is from RefSeq and is a predicted model, not a curated record. The transcript is spliced from 5 exons. The coding region runs from base 1 to 2223 and encodes 740 amino acids. Lineage: Eukaryota; Fungi; Basidiomycota; Tremellomycetes; Trichosporonales; Trichosporonaceae.
AUGUUCCACAAGGGCAUGUUCUGCUGGGUCUGGUACGCUGUUCUCGCCGCGUGCCUCGGCACGGCGAGGGCCGGGUAUCUGACGGUGAACAUGGAUGACCCAGUGCAGUGCGGAAACGCCAACGUCUCGUGGUAUGGCGACACUGGGCCAUAUCAUUUGCUCUUAACCCCAACCACCUUCGUAUCCCAUGGCUACAAUCAAUGGAUCGCCACUAUUCCCAACGGGACAAACUCGUACACUCUCCCAAUCAACCAGCCGGCCGGCCUCCAGUUCAUGUUGACAGUGUGGGGAAACGGUGGAAUCGAAUAUGCCGGCACCACUACCGUCCUCACUGUCGGCAGCUCGCCUACAGGCGACUCGUCGUGUUUCCUUUCGGACAGUGCGAUCAACAGCCUCUACACAUUUGCGUUCAACAUCACCAAUCCCAACAGCCUCCCACCACAAUGCUCCAACAUGAGCAUCACGUGGCCGACGUCACUUGAGAGCGCCAUCACAGAUACGCGACGAAGUGUUCCGGGCGACGACGAGACCGAGGAAGUUUCAAUCAACCUCAACCUCGCACGCGAUGUGGCAGCGGUGGACUCUACCAACGUGCUCGACGACAUGAGCAGCAGCAACAAGUCGUCGGGCAACACCACUGUCCCGCCGACUAUUUUCGGCAUCAUCCCACUGGGCAACUCAUUCUCAUUGCCCAUCACGUACAGCAAAACGUCCAAAUUCGCAGAUGGACUCCCAGCCUCGAGUCUCUCCGAUACGCCGACGACAUGGACCAGCCAGGGUAUCACUCACAUGAACUGGACCAUCAACCUCGCCAAGGGCACUCGCUUCAUUCUGGUUGCGGGUAUCGGCAGCCUGGAGGAGUGGGCCUCGGGUGGUUCCAGUGAGAUGAUGACUGUUGGCCAAGGCGAUUCCGCUUGCCUGUCUAGUUCUGGUGCCGUCCCCUCGGUGACUGCAGACUCGACUUCAGGCUCGGUUGGUCCCACGGACGAUUCCAGCACCAGCACACCCAAGCGCAGCACGUCCAGCAUCGGCAUCAUCCUCGCAUGCGUCUUCUCGGCACUCGGGACGUUCCUCAUGUGCAUGGUAUUGUGGUGGUGCUGUCGUAUACGCAAGCACCGCCAGCGUGCUGUCAAGGCAGGUCUCACCAAGCCAAGUAUCGUGAACCUGGCCACGUUUGGCAAAAUGGACAGGAAGCGUGGACCCAAUCGAAACAUUGCGCGCUACUCGCCCGGCCACGGACAUGGUGCCGACACGCAGCUCGACCUCAUCGGCAACGAGCACGACUCGAUUGACGGCGGUACACCACCACCCGGUACGGCUGGCAGCCGCCGCCUACCCAACAUUACGACCUCGCCUACCCCCCGCCCGAUCUCUGCAGUCAGCGGCAUGGAGUACCCCUCGCCAAGCUCGUCAGCCGAUUUCCGCGAGGUCACACCGUACAUUCACGCUGCGCAGGCGUCCAACGUAUCCAUGCGCUCAGCGACCAUGUACGAGGAGCCACCUUACUCGUACCAGUACGCCACAUCACCGCUGUCGUCGCCAGUGCUCCGCAACAUGUCGUUUGACCGUGUCUCGGACCUGCGUAACAGUGGCGCCGACUUUAUCGGGCGUCAAGCGUCCAUCGACGGCCUGGUCUCGUACCCACCACUUGCACACACGCCUGCGGAGAGCACUACGGGCAUCGCGCGUCGUGGCCCGCUCGUCCUCCAUGACCCCACGGGUGCGGACCACGACAGUGAUGAGGAGGAGGCCAACCCUGUGAAUGUUGCCGAGUUUAAGCGCGAGACUCUCGCCCACCUCGGUAGCGCGCCGUCAUCUCCUACCAUUGGUGCUUCAGGACAGCCAGUCCCUCCCCCGCGCCGACGCCGCAGUCAACCGGCAGAAUAUGUCGUCCACCGUGACGCCGGUCGCGUGGCCGGUACUGGUCCUAGCAGCAGGCGCGUCUUUGAGCUCCCACCACGGUACGAGGAGCUCAUGUGGGACGACGAAGACGAGUCGCCCGCGGGUACGGUUGCACCGGGGACACGCACUGGCACGUCGUCAGCGACCGGUGGGUCGACUCCUCUGACUCCAGGCCCUCCUGUAUCCCUCCACGGUGUGUCGGGUCCACAGGGAUCAGCACCGCCGUCGCCGCUCGCGCUGCGGUCUAGGCCAACCUCGGUUCCCACCUCACCGGUAACCGCCAUGCCUUCGCAAGAGGACCGCGACACGACAGGCCGGUAA